Messenger RNA from Arachis duranensis, 545 nucleotides. RefSeq lists its product as uncharacterized. The transcript is spliced from 3 exons. The record is from RefSeq and is a predicted model, not a curated record. The coding region runs from base 175 to 510 and encodes 111 amino acids. Lineage: Eukaryota; Viridiplantae; Streptophyta; Magnoliopsida; Fabales; Fabaceae.
AGCUUCAGGAAAAAUCAAUGAAAGGAAUAAAGGAAAGAAAGAAAGGGAAGAACGGAGAGGGUGAAAAAAAGGGAAGAGGGAAACAGAUUCGCAGAGGAGGAGGAACGGGGAAGAGAGAGAUCUGAAGGGAGAGGGAGACCGUGACUAGUGCUGCCGCCGCCUUGCCCAGCUGCUAUGUUUCUCGUCGUCGCCGCCGAAGGGAAAAGGGGGAGAGCGCGCCGUCGAACAGAACGCGAGAAGGGAGAGGAGCUGUGUUCUGUUGUUGACGUCGCACCACAGCCACGCCGCCGUGCUGUGCGAAGUCACUGCCGCCGCCUCGAGCCUCGCCGUCGUCUGUGCUCAUCGCCAUCGAGGGUCCAUCGCACGCCGUCGCUGGAGCCUGAACGCCGCUGCAACCACCGCCUUUCAAGCCUGUAUCUGUUGGGAGGAGUCCGAGUAAGAAAAGGAAGAAGAUGGCGAUGGAUACCUCCGCUGCUGUUGUUGUUACUAUCGGUGUUCCCGAGCUUGUAGUUACUGCCAUCUUUAGUGAUGAACCUGGUUGUAUC